This is a messenger RNA of Cornus florida, 3145 nucleotides long. RefSeq lists its product as uncharacterized. Bases 1509 to 2795 code for a protein of 428 amino acids. Lineage: Eukaryota; Viridiplantae; Streptophyta; Magnoliopsida; Cornales; Cornaceae. The transcript is spliced from 2 exons. The record is from RefSeq and is a predicted model, not a curated record.
UGCAACAAAUCCCCUAAAUUAUAAAAAUUACAAUAAAUCUCCCUAAAUUAUACAUGUUGUUGCUUACCGCGUCCGGCUAACAUCCGGUCAUAUUUAUAGCGCGGGACGUGCUAUAUGAAAUACAUGGACAAUAUUGCCCUUCCACAUGUAAAAGGGGCUAAAUUGACCCUAUGAUGCACUUCUGUCCUCUCCUCCUCCUCUUCUUCAAUAUUUUCUGUCUCUCACGCUCUAAAGCCGAUAAUCUGUGGCAACUCCACAUCACUGUUGGUUGCCGAAACUGAAGACAAGUCCUAAACUGCAACUUUUGGGUUCGUUUAGUCAAUGGAGAGAGAUGACCGGGGCGCCAAAAUUGGACUAAGAAUAAAUCAGUAUCCCAUUUUUCACAUGUGUAUAUAUAUAUAUAUGAAAUCUAAUUAUUUCUUAAUCAGUUUCUCAUACAUAUAGAAGGUCUGAUUUUUUCCAUACCUAAUUACCUAUCUAAUUAAUAUAGUUCUUUCUUAAUUUUUUGUUGGCGCCAGAAUUGAGAUGAAUCCGGAAGGAAAAAAGAAAAAGAAAAAAGAAAAACAGAAAGAGAGAAAGGGGAAGGGGAUUAGAGAGACGGAUAAAUUUUUUUGGAGAGGAGGAUUGUUGGUAGAUAGGCGAGAAGUUUGAGCAUCAACAAUCAGAUUGACAAGAGUUUAAGCGACUUCACCGGCGAAUUUUCAAGGACCCAAAUUGACAUGCUGUUCCGGCGAGCUCUGAGCUUCGACGUCAAUGAAAACUGGCGAGAGCUCUGGGCUUUGACUUACAUGAAAUCUGACGUGAGCCUGGACUGACCCAGCAGCGAGCUCCGUUCAUCUAGUUCCGGUGAGUCUCGACUGACCCAGCAGCGACCUCCCUUCAUUCUGCUCCGGUGAGUUUUGACUGACCCAGCAGCAAGCUCCAAGCUACCAUGACCCAGUAAAGGUGCAUUGAGCUAGGAGGCAAGUAAAUGAGCUACCAAGCAAAGCAAAGCUAAGCAAAGAAGGAGAAAGCUAAAAAAAAAAUUUGCUAAGCUAAGCUAAAUUUGGAGUUGAAGUGCUAAAGGACAUUUGUGAGACUUUCUUUACUCAAUCCCUUAGUUAAAUCGUCGGCUCGCGUGGAGGAUUGUUUUUAAAUUCUUAGAUAAAUCGUGAGCCCGCAUGGAGGCAUUCUUAAUUGUUCUUUGCAUCAUUGUUGUUAAAGCAUAGGAGUAUGGGUUAAGUGUAUGUGGAAGAAGUUUCAUUGAAUUAUUGUGAAGUCGAAGUGUUUGUUCAUUCAUUGUGUUUGUGUGUUUUGCAUUGUGCAUACAUGGUCGUAGAUCACUAAGACCAACUCUUGUCCCUCUUGAUUUGCAUCUUGAAUCCGUAGUUAGAAAUCCUAAGGGAAGAGGAAGUUCUAAUUCUACCCAAUCCAUUACAUCAAUAGAAGGCCAUAAUGAAGAGCAUGUAGAGGACCUUGGUCACAUAGAUCAACAAGGUAUCCUCCAUCCAAAUGUGCAUCAUAAUAACAUGCAAGUACCAUUAGGCAUGCCAAGGCUAUAUGUUCAUCCACCACAACAACAAGGCCAAGUUCUAUUGGGAAUGCCAAGGCUAAUCUAUGCUCCACCACCUCCCAUCAUUCAAGGCAACCAAGGUACCCAUGUUACACCUCAAAUCACUAAUCCUUCACUUGCUUUAAGAGAUCAAUAUGUGUCUAAUGAAUAUAAUGCACCCACAUGCAUUCAAUUGCCACCAUUUAGAGCACAUCACUAUGAAAUUAAGCUACAAACCAUUCAAAUGCUUCCUAACUAUCAUGGACUUCCAAGUGAAGAACCUUACAAGCAUUUGGAUGAGUUUCUAGAAGUUUGUUCCACCGUAAAAUAUACGGACAUGCCAGAAGAGGUCUUAAGACUCAAACUUUUUCCAUUCACCCUUAAAGACAAGGCAAAAUAUUGGUUCAACAAUCUUAGGCCUUUUUCAAUCACUUCUUGGGCAGAAAUGCAACAAGAGUUCUUGAAAAAGUACUAUCCGGUUUUUAAGACCAAUGCCAUGAGAACUUCCAUUAGAGAAUUCACUCAUGGGGAUGGAGAAACAUUUCAUGAGGCAUGGGAACGCUUUAAUGAAUUGCUUAGGAAGUGUCUACAUCAUGACAUGCCCAAAUGGCAAUUAGUUCAAUAUUUCUUUGAGAGCUUAUCGGAUAAUCAUAAGGAUGACGUGUGGCGUCUUUAUGAGAGCAUGAGUGAAAAUUCUUUGCAUAGAACAUUAUCAUCCAAGAAUGGUAGAAAUUCACAAGGUAGGAAGAGUGUUGGCUUAUAUCAAGUCAACCACUCAAAUGAAAUAGCCAUCAAAAUGAAGUCUUUAUCUCAAAGGUUUGAUCAAUUUUUGAUUAACCAAAACUCGGCGAACCAAGUAUCUUCCUUCCCUAACCAUUCUCAUCGUGCAUUGAAUGAAUCAUGUAUGACUUGUUCUAGUGUUCUUCAUUUUACUUCUCAUUGUCCUCACAGACAAGUGCAAAAUGAACCUAAUGAACAAGUCAAUGCAGCUUUUGUGAACCAAGGAACAAUCCUUAUGGUACUCAUUAUAAUCCAAGUUGGAGAAAUCAUCCGAACUUCUCUUGGAAAAACCAAGGAGAGGGCUCAAACCCUUCCCAAGGCGGUUUUCAAGGGAAGUAUAUUCCACCUCCACUUCAAAGCCAAGGAUCCCAAGGUUAUAGACCUUAUCAAUCACAAGGGAAUCAAUUUGCUAACUCUCAUUUUUCCAACCAAUCUUAUUCCCAAGGAAAUGCUAGAAGUCCCGCCUUUGAAGAAAAAGUUUUGAAUGCUUUGGGCACUCUUGAGGCAAACACACAAUUGCUUCAUUCCCACUCUUAAUCUAUUGCGAAGCUAGAAACCCAAGUAGGGCAAAUAACAAGCACUCUUAAUGCAAGAGAGAAGGGAAAGAUGCCUAUAAAUGCCCCACCUAAGCAACAAUGUGUUGUGGAAACCUAUUCCUCAUCGAAAGGCCACACCAUUGAGCAUAUUAAUGCGGUGAUUACCUUAUGGAGUGGAAAGAUUGUGGACAACAAAGUGGGUGUGUCCAAUGAAGAGAGUGAACCGGUACAACCUCAAGUUGUCACCCAUCCCGUUUCACAUCCCAUUCCUCCUUCAUUGCAUAUACAUGAUCUUGUG